This is a messenger RNA of Strongylus vulgaris, 282 nucleotides long. The record is from the annotation of a GenBank genome assembly. Lineage: Eukaryota; Metazoa; Nematoda; Chromadorea; Rhabditida; Strongylidae.
AUGGAUGUGGAACCAGCUGCCAAUUUGAAACUGGUAAUUUACUUUCCUGACAGAAAAUCCAUGACAAUCACGGGAGCACCAAUAUCUGUCACAAGCUCUAUAGGAAACAAAUCAUUGUCCGUCGUUGUUGACAGUAGACCGCAUAUUCAAACCGUAUACAAGAAGAUUGCACCAUCGCUGGCGGAGGGUCCGAUUUCUACUACAGAAAAAGUUGGCACAUGUUCGUCUGUUAUUCUGAAUCCUGGAUGUCGAGAAGAAUGUCUUACUGAUUAUGAUUGCAUA